This is a messenger RNA of Candidula unifasciata, 720 nucleotides long. The record is from the annotation of a GenBank genome assembly. Lineage: Eukaryota; Metazoa; Mollusca; Gastropoda; Stylommatophora; Geomitridae.
AUGGACACAUACAGACAGAGGAGCUACCAGAACUCAAACGACUGGGGUCAGCGCUGGGCUGUCCGUCAAUGGAACCCGCCCCAGGGACACGGGGUCUACCUGUUUAUCCGCUUCCCUGGUCACUCGGUGGAGUUUGCUGCCCAGACGGUGGUGCUGGGCAAACGGGCAGUCACCACUGCUAGGGGUCAGUUCAUUGGGAUCGCCAGGAAGGUUCAUGACCUUAGCUCCGGCCCCCACCAGAAGGAGUCUCUAGUGGUCUACCUGUUCGAAUCCACAGAGGCAGCAACUCGCUUCUUUGUCAGCGACAACCGCUUCAAACAGCCGGACUUCCCCCCGCCGUCCGGCGCCUGUGAGGCUUGGACAGUGGUCAAGUUUCUGGAGACCAGGAAUGAUGACAUGUACCUGACUUACAUGCUCUGCGAUAACACUCUCAGAGGCUCCAGCUAUCACGAGUACAAGCGAGAAUUUGCCGAGCCGUUUUCCCAGCUGGUAUUGGACUACAACGGACAGCCGUUUGUGGUGCAGUCGAUCGGCGUGGAGUCGCUGAGGCGUCACCACGUGGAGCCGAACACAAUCGUCACGCUUCACCUCUUUAGAAACGAGGAGGACAUCAAGAGGAUGAUGGCAGACCCUCGUUACGAAGAUCUCAAGAGACGACAGAUCUCCAUGGCAACAGACUUUACCUCAGUCUUCACGAUUGACCCCCAGGCGUGUCCGUAG